UGAUGACGAUCUCUUCGCAGCUAAACGCUACCAGUUGUCUAGCCAGAUAUCACGACACGAUUUCUACUCAUUUCCGCCCCCUCGAUGUAUGCAUUCUGAGCUGAUUCCUUUUCAAUCGAAACCUGCGCUUUCUGUUGUCUCGUCGCGCAUUACGUUCGGUCACCGUGGGCAUCAUGUCGUUCCGCCAAGGCAUAACGAACCUCAGCAGACAUGCUACACCGUCCGAAAUCUCCAAAUAUGCCCUGAAAGCUUCUUCUGCAUCUGCAGUAUCGUCUACACGGCCAGGCGACUAUGUUUCAAGAAAUGCAUCCACUGUACCGCCUGUGACGCAGAACUCAGUUGGUUCGAAAGGUCCAACCGCGAUGGUUUUGAUGAACAUGGGCGGUCCUUCCACCACGGACGAAGUUGGCGACUUUCUUUCAAGGCUGUUUCAAGAUGGCGACUUGAUUCCACUGGGCAGGUUACAGAAUUAUCUUGGUAAAUUCAUCUCAGCUCGGCGUACACCUAAGAUAAAGAAACAGUACGCCGAAAUCGGGGGAGGGUCACCAAUCCGCAAAUGGUCGGAACACCAAGGUGCAGAAAUGUGCAAGAUUCUGGACAAGAUCUCACCUGAUACGGCACCUCACAAACCCUACGUUGCUUUCAGGUAUGCGUCGCCUUUAACAGAGGACAUGUAUGAGCGAUUGUUCCAAGACGGUUUCGGAAAAGGAAGAGGAGGCAGAGCUGUCGCGUUCACACAAUACCCACAAUACUCUUGUUCCACCACCGGCAGCUCGCUGAACGAAUUAUGGAAGUGGAGGAAUCGCUUAGAGGGCAAGCGUGCAAGCGGAGAGGUUGAUCCAGAAGGCGCAAUCAAAUGGAGUGUAAUUGACAGGUGGCCGGCGCACUCAGGUCUUAUCGAGGCAUUUGCAACGAAUAUUGAAAAUACGCUUUCGACAUACCCUGUAGAGAAGCGAGACAAGGUUGUCCUGCUGUUCUCCGCACACAGUCUACCAAUGUCUGUCGUGAAUAGAGGAGAUCCGUAUCCCUCUGAAGUGGCUGCUACGGUCUACGCAGUGAUGCAACGCCUUGGAUUCAGCAACCCGUACCGACUCGUGUGGCAGUCUCAAGUUGGACCGCAGCCAUGGCUGGGUGCCCAAACGCAGUUCACUGUGGAAGAGUACAUCAAGAAGGGACAAACAGACCUUACUCUCAUUCCGAUCGCAUUCACAAGCGAUCACAUCGAAACACUUUACGAAUUGGACAAGGAGAUCAUUGGCGAAGCGAAUGAACCAGGCCUCAAGCGAGUGGAGAGCAUGAAUGGAAACCCAAUUUUCAUCCAGGCACUUGCGGACAUCGCCAAAGCACAUCUGGAGAGUCACACGAGCUGCAGUGCUCAGAUGCUUCUCCGAUGCCCAGGCUGUACGAGCGAAAGGUGCCUGGGAUCCAAACAGUUCUUUGCAGCACAGCAAGAGCGGUUGUGAUAUCCAAUUAGAAAUAUAGAUAUUGUAUUAUAGCUUUACAUAAUUUCCCUACACGUAAUACCACAAAGUGCGGAUAUCUUCGAAUCGAACAACGGUAGGCCUACGACUGGUAGGCUAGAUAAGUAGCAUGGAUGUAAAUGUAAUAAUAACUUUUUUC
Pseudovirgaria hyperparasitica is the source of this 1620-nucleotide messenger RNA. Its product is annotated as ferrochelatase-domain-containing protein. NCBI's taxonomy places the organism in Eukaryota, Fungi, Ascomycota, Dothideomycetes, Acrospermales, Acrospermaceae. The record is from RefSeq and is a predicted model, not a curated record. Bases 174 to 1463 code for a protein of 429 amino acids. The transcript is spliced from 2 exons. Gene Ontology annotation, biological process: heme biosynthetic process. Gene Ontology annotation, molecular function: protoporphyrin ferrochelatase activity.